AUGGCGCGUCAACGCAAAGAAAAGUCCGUCAAGGAUAUCAAGCUUGAGCAGCCCGAUCGAUCUGGUCCAAACAAGGAGACUCUCGUCGAUCUCGCAAAGGGCAAAGACCUCUUUGCUGAAGCUGAUCGUCGACAGCGCGAGCUCGAUGGCGAAGGUCCCCUCUUGUCACCUCGGACAGAACGUAUCUUCGAGACAUUGCUAUGGACUGGCGUUAUUGCUACGCUUCACUUGACAUUCGAUGUACUUGUGCAGCAGCAGUAUGCUAUGAACAUUGAUUGGGUUUUAGUCGUCCAGCGAACUCUCACGGCCUGGCUCUUAUUCAUCGGUCUCUUCUACGUCCUCCACCCGCAUUAUUCGCAAAAAAAGUUCAUUCCCCUCAUCCCCCAAGAAUACCAGGAGCCUGUUCGCCAAGCCAUCUUCUUCGUCGCGAGCACUCUAGGUGGCUGCUAUCUCAUCCACAUCAGUAACAGCUACGGAUAUGUAGCAGUCAUGAAGCAAGCACCUCCUAUAGGCUGUUUGUGGGUAUGGUCUGUGGUCGAAAUGGAUAUCCUUUGGGCCUUUCCAAGUCUCUGUAUUGCGGUCGCAUACGCCUACAAGAACGGAUACGGGUUCAGAUAA
Messenger RNA from Fusarium coffeatum, 618 nucleotides. RefSeq lists its product as uncharacterized. Lineage: Eukaryota; Fungi; Ascomycota; Sordariomycetes; Hypocreales; Nectriaceae. The transcript is spliced from 2 exons. Bases 1 to 618 code for a protein of 205 amino acids. The record is from RefSeq and is a predicted model, not a curated record.